Sinocyclocheilus grahami is the source of this 3652-nucleotide messenger RNA. It is a transcript of the gene bltp3a, whose product is annotated as bridge-like lipid transfer protein family member 3A. NCBI's taxonomy places the organism in Eukaryota, Metazoa, Chordata, Actinopteri, Cypriniformes, Cyprinidae. The transcript is spliced from 18 exons. The record is from RefSeq and is a predicted model, not a curated record. The coding region runs from base 122 to 3652 and encodes 1176 amino acids.
AGCAGCAGCAGCAGCAGCAGCGGCGUGUAUGAGUGUGUCUCUCUGUGUGUGUGUGUGUGUGUGUGUGUGUGUGUCAGCCACAGAUUUCUGAAGAUGCUGGAGAGGUAGCUGGUCUGGCGGGAUGGCCGGGAUCAUUAAGAAGCAGAUCCUGAAGCAUCUGUCCAGGUUCACUAAGAACCUCUCCCCGGAUAAGAUCAACCUGAGCACGCUGAGAGGAGAGGGUCAGCUGUCCAACCUGGAGCUGGACGAGGAGGUCCUGCAGAACAUGCUGGAUCUGCCCACCUGGCUGGCUGUCACUCGAGUCUACUGCAACAAGGCUGCUAUACGGAUACAAUGGACAAAGUUGAAGACCAGUCCCAUAUGUUUGUUCCUGGAUAAAGUAGAAGUUGAAAUGAGGACCUGUGAGGAGCCCCGGCCCCCAAACGGCCCCUCUCCGAUUGCCAUUACUCCAGGCCAAAGUGAGUAUGGCUUUGCUGAGAAGGUCGUGGAGGGAAUGUCUGUGAUCAUCAACUCCAUCACGAUUAAAGUUCAGGCCCGAGCGUUUCACGCCUCCUUUGAGCUCUGGCAGCUCCAGGGCUGCAGCCUCAAUCCCAAAUGGCAGAAGAGCGACCUGCGCUACACGCGCAUUACACAUCCGAAGAGAGGAGAGGUCCUCACCUUCAAAGAGAUCAACUGGCAGAGUCUGCGCAUAGAGGCGGAUGCCAUAGAGAGUGACGAGCAGGAUCUGGGCAGCACGCCACUGCGCCUCAUUACCAAUCAAGGACGCAUACGCAUCGCUCUCAAACGCAGGGUGAAGGACUGUAAUGUCUUGGCCUCUAAGCUGCUGUUUAUACUGGAUGAUCUGCUGUGGGUGCUGACAGACUCUCAGCUCAAGGCCAUCAUCCACUACGCCAAGUCUCUGAGUGAAGCCAUGGAGAAGUCCUGCCAGCAGAGGAAGAGCAUGGCUGCUGAGACACUACAGACUGCGCCUCCCUCUCCUGGGAUCCACUCUCUGUGGACUGAACCUCCUCCACCCGAAGCGGUCGGGACCCCGGGCACACUGGCCCAGUAUUUUGACCUCCACGAUGUCAAGGAAUCAUCCUACCACACUUUCAUCUCGCGACUCGACCUGCAUAUCUGCAACGACAGCUCUUCAGAUUCCGAUGAAGCUCCACCUCCGGGGAUGCAGGGUGCGAUGCAGCUGACCUUCCGGAAGCUGGGCUGUGAUUAUUACCCAUUUCACAGGCCAGGUGACUCUACUGCCGUUCAUAUGAGAUUCAAAUUAAACCUGCUUUACUGCUUUACGCUUCAGAGGUUUUCAUUGUACUUUUCAGUCUCAGACUUUGAGGUCAUACCAUACAAAAUCAGUACCAUUCAAAAUUCACACUACCUGAUACAAGUGUCCACUGGAGGCCGUCACAGCAAGAGAACACAGUCUCUCCUCUCCUGCAACCGCAAAUCCUUACAUCUCCCAGACAACACUCCUGCAAUUCACCUUCAGUUCACUGAAUACUACUUCCCUGAUAACCCUGGACUUCCUGUACCCUGCUCUAAUCUUUAUGCCCAGCUGAAUGGUCUACAGCUGUAUCUGGAUGCUCCAAGUGUCUUGUGGAUGACUCUGUUCUCACGGGGUCUACACAAGACGCUAGAUCAGGUCAAAGCCUUCUACCACCUCCAGGACAGCAGCAAGAUGGACGAACACAUCGAUAUCCGCCUGGAUGCAACACAGCUGAAGCUGAUAAUUCCUUUGGAAUCCUCUAUUCUGGAUCACCCAGACCGUCCACAGUCACUGAGCGUCAGUCUUCCUCAGAUCGUCCUCAGCAACACGCGCCAUGCUCCUCAUGGUUCCCAUUCGGACCUCAACAGCACCUACAGCAGCUUCUCUGCCCGCCCUUUCUUCCAUCCCAUGGUGUGCCAACCUUUCCCUCGCGAUCAGAGCGUCCUCCAUCCCCUGCCGUCUGCAUUCCUCCAACACUGUCUGGAAAACGAGUCCCUGUCCUUAGUGCACAAACGCCCCUCUCGCUCUCAGGACGUCUGGUCUGUCAGUUUGUCCCGAGUGGCUCUUGGCUUUGAAGGGGCUCGUCGAGGGCCCAGCGGGAAAGCACUUCCCUUUGUGGAGCCCUUUGCCAUGUCUUUGUGGAUGUGCUGCCCUUCUGCCUUCAAAAAAGACUCUCAUUGUUCGAGUAUAGAUGGCAAUUCGAAAAUACCCACCGGUUCUAGCAAACAGUGCCUCCUAGAUUCACCACAGGGUGUAGAUGACGUCAUAUCUAAUAAAGUUGACCAAACUAAGGGUCUAGUCAACUCUACCAUGGCCUCCAUCCAUAUCUUAGCCCAGUCCAUUACUCCUGUCAAAAUGUGGCUCAACCACUACCAGUUCGUAGCCCUUUUGCGGAUGAAGGACUAUCUUGCCCGACUAGCUGGAGAUUUGACCAAGGACGUCCAGGGUUUGGGACAGCUUGAACACAAACCGUCAGAUCCACCUUCGGUUUGUGUCUCAGUCCUGAUGGAAGCGAUAGAACUUGCUCUACUUCUUCCUCCUGCAACAUGCGAGCCAGAAGAAGAAGCCCGUUCUCCUGAGGAAACGGACAGUCCCAGCUUGACCGACUCUGACCUCUCGCCAUCCCACCACGCCGGGGAGCCUGGCCUGCUGGAGGACAGUGGGACGGGAGGAAAUGAGGAUCAAGAGGGUUCGGUAGAGGAGGCUUGCGAAGCUGUUGAAGAAGGAAUGGAUGAAACUCGGGCCUUUGUUACUUCCACAUCUCCUCCACUCUCUCCAGGGAAUCCUGCAUUACUGUCCCGUCAUGGCUCCACUUUCAGCUUGGAGGGGGAGCUGUCCAAUGCCCUGAAUGCCACCAAAUGUGUCACCAAAGACGCACUCAGCAUCUCCCUGGAUCUCACCAAGGGUGCGCUGUCCAUCACGAAAGAUGCCUUCAGCAUCCUGAGCCGAGGAUCUGGCAUGACUAAACUCUUCACUCCUCAAAACAACUGGUGCCUGACGGAGAAGUGUGGUGAAGAUAUCGUGGUGGCGCUGGAAGCCCAAGAGCUUGUGCCUAAACAACAUGGCAACCAUAAAGUCAUAGACCUGCUGGCGGGACUGGCACUGACUGAGGCUGGUUCUUCCUCUCCAAGUGCUCCUCUGUCUCCCGGGCCCCGGUCUCUCUCCUGUCCCCCAACAGCAGCCCUCAGGUUGGAGAUGGGACCACGUGCGGGCAGACACUCUCCUCUGUCUGAGAGCGUGGGCUUCAUGGAAAUGUGCCUGACAGGGUGCAAAGCAGAGCUCCUGGCUUCUACCUUAAACAUGCUGGGACCCUUCCUGGAGGAUGAGCUCAGCGCAGACCCCCAGCCAAUGAGACUGUGGUUACGGGACACUGCUAUUACACUAAAGGAUGAUGGUCCUCGUGUCUACCCGACCGCUCCUCAAUCAGUUCCUGUGCUCUUCUCUCUGGACGGCAUUGUUUUGGAGCGUAUGGAUGAUGGAAUCCUCAGCUUGAGACCUGCGCAGAGCCAGUCAGGGAUUGAGUCAGAAGGGGACAAAGAUAGAGCUGGCCAAUCCUGCUCUAGAGCUGAGGAGAAGAACAAGUCUCUGCGAGUGUCCUCCAUGAGUCUUCCUGUAGUGACGCUUCUCUUUCUACUCUACACCAAUUCACCAAGUUCCCAGUUGGAGGAGGACUGA